This is a messenger RNA of Staurois parvus, 306 nucleotides long. Lineage: Eukaryota; Metazoa; Chordata; Amphibia; Anura; Ranidae. The record is from the annotation of a GenBank genome assembly.
UCAGCUGUCAAACAGAAGAAUAUUCGGAGAGGUGUAAAAGAGGUGCAGAAGUUCAUCAACAAAGGAGAAAAGGGAAUCGUUGUGCUUGCUGGAGACACCCUUCCCAUUGAAGUAUAUUGCCAUGUUCCUGUCAUGUGUGAGGAUCGUGGAAUUCCAUAUGCAUACAUCCUUCCAAAUCUGGAUUUAGGUGCUGCAGCUGGCUCCAAGCGACCUACUUGUGUUAUAAUGGUUAAACCAAACAGUGAAUAUGAAGACUCAUAUAAUGACUGUAUGGAAGAAGUACAAGCAUUACCAUUGCCUUAUUGA